CGUUAGUCCUCCUUUCUCUGCCACAUUUAACCUACUCUCUUUGCUCUGUUCUCCUCUCCCUCAGUAAUGGCGGCCAGAAAUACCUCCUUCCUUUUCCAUAUGCGAUCUUCUCAUCUCCCUCAGUGCGAUCUUCUCAUCUCCCUCAGUAAUUGCACCGAGGAAAACUCACCGGCCAAGCCAAAAAUGAAUUCGCCCCUGUCUUCUUUCAUUCUCCUCCUCUCACUAACCAGCCAUGGGACUCGAAUUCGAAGAAAGAACAAACGAAAGCAAGAGAAGGCGAUCGAUCUUUUGAUUGGGGGGGUGGAUUUCUUCUUUUUCUUUUGAAUUGCAAAAAAUGAGGCAGAGGAUAGCCUGCAAUCGUAGUCGAGCUCUGAUUUCCUUCUCUCUUUUUUCAGUCUCCCCCAAUAGCAAAACACCUAUCCUUUGAAUUCAGCUCACAAGUACGAAACUCAUCAAACUACAACGAGAAUGAAAUGGAGUCGAUUCAAUUUAUAUGGAUACGAAGAUGAAGAAAACGCAGAAGAAGAUCGAAGCUUGGAUUUGUUAAUUAGGUUUGUGGAAAAUAUCUUCAGAAAGGUCUCCAAACGAGCUCGUCAUUAAAGCUGUGAGAUCAGUUCUUCCUAUUGCUAUUUCCACCAAAUUGCGUGUCAGUGCUUCCCAUUGCAGUCACUCUCACCAGCGUGUCCAUGUAAACUUGGUUCCCUCAAUUUAUCUAAGGGAACUUCUUGUGGAUGAGUGAUAAAUUGGCCAUGUUCAUUUCAAAGAAAGGGCAUGUUCAGAAAUGCAAUCCCAUAUUGAUGCAGAGGUUGUCAAAGUCCUUAGAGAUGUAUACGAUCUGGCGAAGCCUUGCUUAAGAAGUACUGGGGUCCGAGGAGCAUACCUUGCACGAAGCUCACGACUGGUUCGACGGUCUUAUGUACCAUUUUAUUCCAAUGUGUUUCGAUCUGUGAGGCUGUUUGUUAGGCUUUAGCAACAUUAUAUUGAAGAAGCGUGAGUAGCUGACAUGGAUUGUGGUGAUAAGGCAUAAUGUCCCACAGAUUCUGGAAAGUCAACCGCCACUGAUCACUUGAUCUACAAGCUUGGAGGUAUUGUAAAGCAUAUGAUCGAGAGAUUUGAGAAAGAAGCUGCUGAGAUGACCAAGUGGUCCUUCAAGUAUGCUUGGGUUCUUGACAAACUAAACGUUGAGCGUGAACGCGGUAUUACCAUUGAUAUUGCCUUGUGGAAGUUUGAGACCAACAAGUACUACUGUGAUCGAUGCCCCUGGACACAUACUUUAUCAAGAACAUGAUUACUGGUACCUCCCAGGCUGAUUGUGUUAUCCUCAUUAUUGAAUCUACCAGUGGAGGUUUUAAGGCUGUAUCUCAAAGGAUAUAGUCACGGGAUGGAUAUCAUGAGCCCAGUGCACAAAGUGUGUAAUGGCCACUCUAACACUAAUGAAUCUACUGACAAGCAGGAUAAGGAAGUAAGUCUAUUCCAGCCUGCUAGCGAAUUUUUACCCAUGAUCGAUGAGGUUUUUAGAACCCUUGUCGACAAGACUAAAGGUAUUAAAGGCGUGAAUGUUGAGAUCUACAAGUUCUUUUCAUAUGUACAUUACCGUAAUGUUGAUGAGAAGAAUUGGCCUACUAUUGCUCAGCUUGUUCAUCAAGUUCUUAAAAGUUUCCCUCGCUUACGUUUAACUCACGGGUGUAAGAUUGUAUGCUACCACUAUCAGAUUGGGCCAGUACAGGAAGAGUUUAAAAUCCCAGUUACCCCUGAGGAGUAUACUCGAAAUAAUCUUAAGUUUUCUCUUGUUGACGUGGUUUACGAAUGGGAAAAGGUAUACAUUUUUUUGCUGGACCAAAUACUGUCAAAAUCGACAACUUUUGGGGAAGAUAUUGAAAGAUCUUGUAGAAUUUUGUCGGGACAAUAAAGUUGGUCCCAUAGAGGGCUUGAAAAGUUAUCCUCGAUAUAGUUCUGCAUCUAAGCUACAGAUGCAAAGGAUGUAGGAAAUGGAGCAGGUUGCUGGUGGUCAAGGUCUGCCCACUUACAGGAACACUAUCAAUAAACUUAUGGCAAUGCAGCAGCUAUGGAUGAAUAAGCCUAAUAUGGGCAACAACACUAAUUUUCUUUUCAAUAAUAAACGCUCGACAAAUGGGCAGGCAGCAGCUACCUUAGCAUUGACCAACUACCAGGGGAAUAUAUUUUGCUGGAGUGGAAAAUGUUUAAUGUCCGAUGCAUGAUACUAUGUUCAUUUUCAAGUCUUAUUCCUGAAAAAUUUAAUUUAGUCAUGCAUCUAUGCUUUGGAGGAAAAAAGUUACGGAAAUGGCAGCAGACUACCCUGAUGUUGAGCUCUCACAUAUGUAUAUUGAUAAUGCAGCAAUGCAACUUAUUCGUGAUCCCAAACAGGGCAUAUUCACCUCCCCAACCCAAAGUCAACAAACAUUUAAACUAUUUUCUUUCUUGAGAACUAACGUUAGUCUUUUUUACAAAAAUGUGUCCGCUAA
Spinacia oleracea (spinach) is the source of this 2483-nucleotide messenger RNA. Its product is annotated as probable trehalose-phosphate phosphatase F. The transcript has 11 exons. Lineage: Eukaryota; Viridiplantae; Streptophyta; Magnoliopsida; Caryophyllales; Amaranthaceae. The record is from RefSeq and is a predicted model, not a curated record. Bases 1382 to 1909 code for a protein of 175 amino acids. Gene Ontology annotation, biological process: trehalose biosynthetic process. Gene Ontology annotation, molecular function: trehalose-phosphatase activity.